Molecule: messenger RNA, 1291 nt
Organism: Arabidopsis thaliana (thale cress)
Lineage: Eukaryota; Viridiplantae; Streptophyta; Magnoliopsida; Brassicales; Brassicaceae
Product: Pleckstrin homology (PH) domain superfamily protein
Exons: 2
Coding region: 226-1023 (265 amino acids)
Molecular function (GO): lipid binding
Source: RefSeq, marked reviewed
AGCCAAUUCAUUCUCACCAUGAGCCAAUUUUCUUCCAUUUUCUAAUCGUGUUUUUUUUUUCUAAAAACAGAGCACCUCAAGCAGUCUUGCGUCUCACGUAACCCUCGCACUUUACAAAUAUUGAUUUCUCCUUAAUUCUCUCCAAUCUCUCUGUAUCUUUUUUCUCACCCUUCUUUCAACUACCGUCAAAUUCGUAACCCUAAUUUCUUCGAACGUUUUCAAACAAUGUCUUCUCCACUCGCCGCAAAAUCAAACCUAACCACGACUCGAUCGGCUUCGUUAAACAUUCCACAUUCGACACGUACCAAUCACAACCACGAUCUCCGGUAUAGUCUUUCCGCUGGUCCUCGUACGAACGAAGAUCGACCAGCUUCUGGGAACGGCGUCGCCGGAAUCCUCUAUAAAUGGGUAAACUACGGCCAAGGAUGGAAACGACGGUGGUUCGUACUCCAGGACGGUGUUUUGUCGUAUUAUAGAAUCCAUGGUCCCGAUAAAAUAUCUCUCUCCGUUGAGAUGGAUCGGAGAUCUAAACUGAUCGGCGGCGAAUCUUUACGGUUUAUUUGCCGACAUAGCAAACGCGGUGAUGUUCAUAGCCCCGGGAAACCUCUCGGCCAAAUUCACCUCAAGGUUUCAUCGAUUGGACAAAGCAUAUCAGAUGGCAAGAGAUUCACUGUAUUCACGGGCACGAAGAGUCUGCAUUUACGAGCAGCAACGAGCGAGGAUCGUGCCUCUUGGAUCGAAGCAUUGAAAGCUGUUAAAGAAACGUUUCCAAGAAUGUCAAACGAAGAACUAAUGGCAUCGACGACUAAUGUCUCAGUCUCGACCGAUAAGCUAAGGCAGAGAUUAAUGGAAGAAGAGGUAGAUGAGACAAUCAUCAAAGAUUGCGAAGACAUAAUGAAGAACAAUUUCUUAGCAUUGCAUGAUGAGGUUAUGUCUCUAAAACGGUACCAAUAUCAUCUUAUAGAUUCUCUCAAGAACGUCAGUAACUCACCUAUAAGACCCAGUAACCAAAGUUUUUCAUGAAAUAAUUACAUUUGAUUUAAUAUCAGUUUAAAUUAAAGUAUACUAUGCAAUAAUAAUGAAAUAUCCACGAUUUGAUAUGGGCAUAUGGCUCUUCUAUACUAUUGUUUUGGUGUGAGUGGAGUAUUUAGAAUCCCAUGUGUUUUAUGGGCCAUUUAGUGAAAGCCUAUGUGUAAUUUAUUUGAAAGAUAUCGGCCCAUUUAGAUUUUCAAAUGCAGUGACAUGACCUUGUAUGAGUAUUUUGCAAUUUUUUAUCUUUGGUUUAGUAUAA